AUAUUCUGCAUCCCUAAGGACGCUGGUUGACGAAAACAUCAUCUCAGUAUCUGUUUAGCAUACAUGGUUUAUUUCGACAUCUUUAGUAUUUUCGAUAAAGACAAGCUGUUGUCUUCUCAAAUAGUCUGGGCGACAGCAGCUGCAUUCUUCAUCGGCUAUGUCACUUAUGCCUUCUUCUUGUCUUUCGGGAGUCAAUUCAGGGGUCCGCUUAUUGCUCGCUUUGGGAUUGUUCGCGACCUGGUUGUAUUUGCAUCCGGGACAUUUGCCGACGUCUGUGAGGAUGAUUACUACCGAUAUGGUGACAUCUACCAUAUUGGCGCAAACCGCAUUGCAUUAUCCAACGUCUCUGACUGUCGCCGUGUGCUUGCGUCCCAUGACUUUCGAAAGCCAAGAUUCCGGUACCAGGCGUUUGAUACAAUCGGCCCUAACAUGCUCUCAAACACAGUGCCUGAGAUAAGCAACAUACGCCGCCGGCAGAUUGGCCCUAUGUUUAGGCACGGAUACCUUGCCGAGAUGGAGCCAGCCAUAAAAGAGUGUAGCAUCAAAGCGCUCAAGGCGAAGUGGGACAGACUAAUCGACGACUCCGGUGGAACAGCCGUGGUGAACUACUACUCGGAUUUCUUGCUGAUUGUAUUUGAUAUUAUCAGUACACUCGGGUUUGACUAUCAAUUCCGGACGCUGGAAAAUAACGGGUCGCAGAUAGUGAAGUGGGUUGACGAUGUACACCAACUCAAUAUGUACAGGAUUCUCUUUGCAUACCCAGCUCGGUUCCCAGCAACGCUUUUUACAGGUAAAUCAAUCAAGGGCGUCCAGGACUUUCUCGACUUUGGCAACAGAAUUACGGAGGAAAGGCGUAAGCAGGUGGAAGCGGGUAUGGAGCCGCCAAAGGACAUACUACAAGCACUGAUUGAUGCUGUGGAUCCAGUAACAAAGGAGAAGCUGACAACGGCGGAAAUAACAGCUGAGAACAUCAUUUUGCUAAUGGCUGGCACCAACUCCGCCUCCUAUACCAUGGCAUGGUUUUUGCACUACAUGAUGCUGUAUCCAGACAUCUACAAACGUGCUGUUGACGAAGUCAGGUCGGCAUUCCCUCAAGAUCACUGCAUCGGCUAUACAGAGGGACGCACCAAGCUCCCCUUCCUCGACGCUUGCAUCUAUGAAGUAAUGCGUAUCCGAGGUGUGACAUCUGUUAUCUUCCCGCGUGAGGUGCCUGCUGGUGGUGCAUCGUUCCAGGGCUACCAUUUCCCGGCUGGAACAUCUGUUUUCCUGAAUUUCGCUGGUUUGAACCACAACAAGGACGUCUGGGGGGAUCCACGAAACUUCCGGCCGGAUCGUUUCAUUGAGAACGAGAACUUGAAGCAGAAUGUGUUCACAUUCAGCUCAGGUGUUCGUGUCUGCCCUGGACGCAGCCUGGCACACUUUGAGCUCUACACCGUUCUAGCCAACCUCCUCAAGGAUUACGAUUUCAAACUUCCAGAGGGCUCACCUUGGGGCCCUGAUAACGUCGACAAGUUUGGCAACCCGAUUCCUAUGCCGCGCACAUUUGUAACUACAGUCAGACCCAAGUAUCCAGAGAGAGACUGCAAUGUUCUUAUCACCAAGGCUGCAUGACCCGUCUUCAGCUAAUCAAUAUACAACUGUCUGAAGCAGCUCAAAUUUCCAUUCACUGCUAGUUACUAGUUAUAUCAAAUACUGGAGUCACUACGCGUCGAGCCUGAGGAGUAUACAUUAGCCAUUCAUUUGAUUAAUUAAUAUCCCUUUCAAC
This is a messenger RNA of Linderina pennispora, 1765 nucleotides long. Its product is annotated as cytochrome P450 4F12. The transcript has a single exon. The record is from RefSeq and is a predicted model, not a curated record. Bases 64 to 1611 code for a protein of 515 amino acids. NCBI's taxonomy places the organism in Eukaryota, Fungi, Kickxellomycota, Kickxellomycetes, Kickxellales, Kickxellaceae. Gene Ontology annotation, molecular function: iron ion binding; heme binding; oxidoreductase activity, acting on paired donors, with incorporation or reduction of molecular oxygen.